Rotaria sp. Silwood2 is the source of this 1818-nucleotide messenger RNA. Lineage: Eukaryota; Metazoa; Rotifera; Eurotatoria; Philodinida; Philodinidae. The record is from the annotation of a GenBank genome assembly.
AUGGCAGAUUUACACCAAGCAACAGCUAAUAUAUAUCUUGAAUUGAAACAAUUCGACAAAGUCGUUGAGCAUUCGGAUCAAGCGAAAACGCUCUUUGAUAAGCUAGCUCCUAAUACACGCAUUUGUGUUGCAGAAACAUUACGUACCAUUGGUAUUUUGAACUUGAAAAGAGGCAAUCUUGAUCUGGCUCGUAAAAAUCUAACAGAUGCUUUGGUGAUCUUUGAAAAAGAAUUACCAGAAUUUCAUCCCACAACUUCUGGAAUUUAUUUAAACCUUGGUCUUACAUUGGAAAAAUUAAGUAAGUUUGAUGAAGCUCUUGAAAUAUUCGAGAAAGUCAAAACGAUGAACUUGAUCAUCUAUCCGAAAAAUCAUUCUUUUAUUGCUCCCUGCUAUCAUCGUGUUAGUGUAAUUUUACGAGAUAAGAACUUAUUGCAAGAAGCUUUAACUAAUGCUGAACAUGCAUUGCAGUCAGCAAAUAUUGCACAGCCAAUAGACUAUCACGAAUUGUCUUGUAUUCAUGAUACAUUAGCGAGCAUCCAUUUAAAAGGAGGAGAUUUCACUCGAGCACACAUUGAAAUUCAGAAUAGUUCUGCUGUACGCCAAACACAUUGUCCAAAUGAUUUACCUCUGUCUCAAAUCAGUCUAGCCAAUGUACAUACUCAUGAAAAUUGUACACAACAAGCAAUUGAUCUUCUAAAUGGAAUUAAUGAUGAUCAGUUAUUGUCCGUUCAUCAUUAUACUCCAGCUCAAUUAAGCAAGGAUAUAGCUAUAAUUUAUAAUGAUUUGAAACAAUAUGAAUCGGCUCUGCGAAUGCUUGAGUUUACUUUACAGCAUAUUGCUGAUGAUGAACAUUAUUUGGGAGCUGGAGCUCAUCUUUUAGUGGCAAACAUAUAUUGGAAACUUGGUCACAAAUCUCAAACACUUGAGCAUCUUGACCAGGCUUUGGUAAUGUUGGACAAUAUGAAUAAAGAAUAUUAUCAUGAAAUGAUUAUUUGUAUUUUCAAAAGUAUGGCGAAUGUUCAUAAAGCAUCAAAUGAAUAUCGUCAAGUGCUAGAGUGUUACCAAAAACUGCUUAGUUUUUGUAAGACAAACGAACUUGCUCAAAUUCAUAUAGAUAUUGGUUUUUGUUAUUCAGAACUAAAUGAAAUGGGAUUAUCAUUGGAAAGCUAUCAAUUAGCUCGCUCACUAUGCUCCUCAACAAACUACGAACUAUUGGCUAAUAUAUAUGAUGGACUUGGGAAAUACUAUGCACAUAGUGGAAACAGUAUCGAAGCGAUAAAUAAUUUCGAAACUACUCUAAAUAUACGACUUCUUUACAUGAAAAAUGAUGAUUUCCGUCUUACUUCACUAUAUGCAGACUUGGGCCAAUUAUAUUUGGAAAGUGAAAAAUAUCAAGAAGCAGCAAACUUUUUCGAGCAACUUUUGGAUAAACAAAUGAAACAAAAUGAACAGGAAAAUGCCAUAAAUACACUUGUAUUAUUAGGUAUCACUCAAGUCCGACAAAAUAAUUUAGAUAAAGGUAUUUAUUACUAUAAGAUGGCAUUUCAAUUAUCUUUAAGUAUGUCUUCACCUGAUUACAAAAUUGCCGCAUUUAUUUGUAGUCACAUGGGUGAAGCCUACGAUUUAGAUUGUAAUCCAUGGCAAUGUGUUGAAUCGUAUGAAAAAGCAAUUGAGAUGGCUCGGAGAGUAGAACCUCAUGAUGAUGAAUUAUUGGCACUUUUUCAUGAGAACGCUCAAGUGGCACGUCAGAGUGUUAUUAAGGCAGAAAGCAAGAUCAUCGAAGCAGAAGAUGCAACAACAACAACAGAACAUGAUUAA